Molecule: messenger RNA, 1561 nt
Organism: Acomys russatus (golden spiny mouse)
Lineage: Eukaryota; Metazoa; Chordata; Mammalia; Rodentia; Muridae
Gene: Cadm1
Product: cell adhesion molecule 1
Exons: 12
Coding region: 16-1452 (478 amino acids)
Biological process (GO): detection of stimulus; cell recognition; susceptibility to natural killer cell mediated cytotoxicity
Cellular component (GO): synapse; plasma membrane; neuron projection
Molecular function (GO): signaling receptor binding
Source: RefSeq, a predicted model, not a curated record
AGGCAGGUGCCCGACAUGGCGAGUGCUGUGCUGCCGAGCGGAUCCCAGUGUGCGGCGGCAGCGGCUGUGGCGGCGGCGGCGGCGGCGGCGCCUCCCGGGCUCCGGCUCCGGCUCCUGCUGUUGCUCCUCUCAGCCGCGGCACUGAUCCCCACAGGUGAUGGACAGAAUCUGUUUACUAAAGAUGUGACAGUGAUCGAGGGAGAAGUUGCAACCAUCAGCUGCCAAGUCAAUAAGAGUGAUGACUCCGUGAUUCAACUACUGAACCCCAACAGGCAGACCAUUUACUUCAGGGACUUUAGGCCUUUGAAGGACAGCAGGUUUCAGCUGCUGAAUUUUUCUAGCAGUGAACUCAAAGUGUCACUGACAAACGUCUCCAUUUCGGAUGAAGGCAGAUACUUCUGCCAGCUCUACACCGACCCCCCACAGGAGAGUUACACCACCAUCACAGUCCUGGUUCCUCCACGUAACUUGAUGAUCGAUAUCCAGAAAGACACUGCAGUUGAAGGGGAGGAGAUUGAAGUCAACUGCACUGCCAUGGCCAGCAAGCCAGCCACGACCAUCAGAUGGUUCAAAGGGAACAAGGAACUCAAAGGCAAAUCGGAGGUGGAGGAGUGGUCGGACAUGUACACUGUGACGAGCCAGCUCCUGUUAAAGGUGCACAAGGACGACGAUGGGCUCCCAGUGAUCUGCCAGGUGGAGCACCCUGCCGUCACGGGAAACCUGCAGACCCAGCGCUAUCUGGAAGUGCAGUAUAAGCCGCAAGUGCAUAUCCAGAUGACAUACCCUCUACAAGGCCUAACCCGGGAAGGGGAUGCACUUGAGUUAACUUGUGAAGCCAUCGGGAAGCCCCAGCCUGUGAUGGUAUCUUGGGUGAGAGUCGAUGACGAAAUGCCUCAACAUGCCGUACUGUCUGGACCAAACCUGUUCAUCAAUAACCUAAACAAAACAGAUAACGGUACUUACCGCUGCGAGGCUUCCAACAUCGUGGGGAAAGCUCAUUCGGACUACAUGCUGUAUGUGUACGAUCCCCCCACAACUAUCCCUCCUCCCACAACAACCACCACCACUACCACCACCACCACCACCACCACCACCAUCCUUACCAUCAUCACAGACACAACGGCGACGACAGAACCGGCAGUUCACGGCCCUACUCAGUUGCCCAAUUCCGCAGAAGAACUGGACAGUGAGGACCUCUCAGAUUCUCGAGCAGGUGAAGAGGGCGCCAUCGGGACAGUGGACCACGCAGUGAUUGGCGGUGUCGUGGCUGUGGUGGUGUUUGCCAUGCUUUGCUUGCUCAUCAUUCUGGGCCGCUAUUUUGCCAGACAUAAAGGUACAUACUUCACUCAUGAAGCCAAAGGAGCCGACGACGCAGCAGACGCAGACACAGCUAUAAUCAAUGCAGAAGGAGGGCAGAACAACUCUGAAGAAAAGAAAGAGUACUUCAUCUAGAUCUGCCUUUUUGUUCCAAUGAGGUGUCCAACUGGCCUGUUUAGAUGAUAAAGAGACAGUGAUGCUGGAACUUGCGAGAAGCUCGUGUGGUUUUUUUUUUUUUUUUUUU